ACCUAGGAAUAGGGUUCAUGUCACAGCGGCAUGGGCAUGCCAGAUUGGGCAUGCCAGACUGGACAUGCCCUAGGGCCCUAGGCAUGCCUUUUGUCCAUUUGGCAUGCUUUUUUACUAAUUUUUUAUAUAAAUAAUAAAAUUUAUAUAAAUAUUAUAUCUUAUAAAUAUUGAAAAUUUUAAAUAUAGUCCAACUUCAUAGUUAAAUAUUAGAUAAACUACUAAUAUAAGUUAGUUAGUAUUGUACUAAGUUCGGUUCUUAAUAUUUACUAACUUUUGUUAUAUUUGUAAGUGCACUUUAGUAUCAAUCCUGUAAUGAUGCAGCAGUUUUUACUAUAUUUAAUAGAAAAUGGCAUGCCAUUUGGGCAUGCCUUUUUGUAAAAUACAUGCCUAUAGACAUGCCAGUGAGAACUGCCGUGACAUGUACCCUACCUAGGAAACGAACUCUGGCUUCCUCUUUCUCACUUUAUUCCUCAGUCAUCUCAUACAUCAUUGCAUUGUUCUUCCAUUUUUUCCACGCGAAUCAUAAGCAAGGAUGAUGAUUCAUGACGCUUAUUCACUUCUGAUGAUUCAUGGCGCUCAUAAAGUGUUCGCUGAUUUGCCCAAAAGAAAAGAAUGGGUAAUUUGUCAAUUUUUUAUCUUUCCUUAUGUAUGGUUACAUUUUGGUUAUUAAUUUUUUGCUUAUUAGAGAUUUUGUGAAGGAUGGUGUUGGCAAUGGAAAUCUCUGUGCGAUGAGAGGAGUUAAUAUAAUUUUGUUUAUAACCUAUCUAAUAAAUUUAGCUAUUUAUUGCAGUUGAACUUCAUCCGGAAACAAUUUGAUGAUUUGUUCAAGAGAACAAGAUCAAUAAAUAUAUGCUUCUACUUUUAUGUUUUGGGUAUCUUAGUUUUUAAUGAUUGAUUCAUGGAGUUUGGCUUUUUUAUGAUGGUUGUUACAUAAGGUGGGAUAGCUCCGAAUUCAGAGGCACCAACCAGCUCAGAAUUCUCUUCCGACAGCUUAACAUGUUCCGAUCAAGACACUUCUCAUUGAUGGCAAUUGCAGGAUGGAGGACCGUGGAUUGGAAACUCAUAAUGGACAAGGUUGCCAUGUGUUUCAGAGCUAGCAGCUAAGGGUGACUUUGCCGGAUGGGACAGUAAAGGAGGGGAAGAAAUGGAUGUCGACUCCCUUUGAUAUUGCAACGGGGAUAUCAAAGAGUUUGGGAUCAAAUUCUUUAAUUUCACAAGUGAAUGGAGUUUUAUGGGAUAUGUCUAGGCCACUUGAAGGUGAAACUAUGUAUUUUAUCAAUUUGGAUGUUGCGGUCUCUUGAGAUGACUUAUGGAUGCAAACUGUGUAUUGGGCCAUGUACCACAAGAGGAGAGCUCAAAACUCUGGGUCUUUUUCCAACCCAUGCAUCAGACUGGGUGUCAUCUUUACCUCCUGCCCAGGCAGGGUUUUGAUUUUGUUCUAUGGCUUGCUCUGAAUUUCUUCGUCUUCUACUAUGAGAUAAUGAAUUCCCGUGAGAGGGCUUGCCAUUUAGCUAAACAAACUUUAGAUGAGGCAAUUGCAGAGCUCGAGACUUUGAGCGAAGAGUCCUACAAGGACAACACCGCAAUGGACACAUGCACUACUCAUUUAGUAGUAGAUUCUGAUCGGUUCUAUGUGAUCUCUACUCAUUUAGGAGCAACCAAACACAUGGACUCCAAUGGACAUGGUUCUGCAUUGGAUCCAGGCAAUAUGUGAAAAUUACAACUACAAGGUUGAUCACUUUGCUUCAAUUGUUGAUGGAAGAGCCAUGUGGUGCUUGCUGGAUUAUUACUUUCACAGUGAUAAUCAUAUGGCAUGUUCGUUCAAGAUUAGUAAGGAUAUGUACGAGGAAGACAAUUGAACUGUUGUAGAAACAUCAAUAAUGUCCACAGCUAACUACACAGAUGCAGUGCACAAUUUUUUGAUGUCGCAGAAAUUGAAAACAUUAGUGGGGAAGUUCCAAGAGAGAAAUCUCAACUUGAAGGUGGAUGUUUAUCUGAUGAUGGUGUUUUGGAAUCUGAUGAUGAAAAUGGUAAAUGCUUAAUUAUCAUUUCAAAGUUUCUUAUUAUGAAAAAAUACUCUAAAACUUGGACACUAAGUUAUGUAUGAUAUUUUUUUAAGAAGAUGAUUCUCCAGGCCCAUAUUUUCAAGAUGAUAGCGACUGUGAUUCUGAAAUUGGUAUUUGAAUUUAUUCUUAAAAAAUUUAAAUUACAAUUCAGAGAUUUAUUCUAAGUUGGUGAAUUUUACAUUUUCCAGGUGAUGAUACUAAUGCUCAGCCUCAAUUGCAGAUUACUGUGUUCAGAUUCUGUAAUUUUGCUGUGACCACAGGAUAUGUGAAUUCUUUUUGUUAAGCUAACUCUGUAAGACACUUUUAUUAACAGAUCAAUUCUGUAAGGCACUUUUAUUAACUAUGUAUCAGCUUCAUAACAUCUUUGUAUUUUAAAUGAACAAGACAACAGCGUGCUGUGCUUUGAACUCCAAAAAAUUUUUAUCAGUAAACAAAGUAGAACAUGUAAA
Molecule: messenger RNA, 2515 nt
Organism: Daucus carota subsp. sativus
Lineage: Eukaryota; Viridiplantae; Streptophyta; Magnoliopsida; Apiales; Apiaceae
Product: 14-3-3 protein homolog
Exons: 11
Coding region: 1310-1714 (134 amino acids)
Biological process (GO): intracellular protein localization; signal transduction
Cellular component (GO): cytoplasm
Source: RefSeq, a predicted model, not a curated record